Molecule: messenger RNA, 1215 nt
Organism: Penicillium digitatum Pd1
Lineage: Eukaryota; Fungi; Ascomycota; Eurotiomycetes; Eurotiales; Aspergillaceae
Product: purine-nucleoside phosphorylase
Biological process (GO): transmembrane transport
Cellular component (GO): endoplasmic reticulum
Source: RefSeq, a predicted model, not a curated record
AUGCGUUUCCUUCAGACUUUGACAGCCUCGUUGCUGCUCAGUGGCAGCUCAUUAUGCGCCGAAGCUACUAGGACCGCUCUGAAGGCCCAGAAGGCUCACAAUGGAGCAAUUGCUCCCAAGGUCUUCAUUGUGUCAAUGUUUGCACCUGAAGCUGCCGCUUGGUGGAACAACCCCGAAUUCGAUUUGUUCGCCCACAAUAUCACCAUCCCUGGUCUCUCGCCUCUGUUCCCGGAUGUCUACUGCACCGAGAACUAUGAUGUUUGCCAGCUCGUCACCGGAGAAGGCGAGAUCAAUGCUGCUACCACUGUCACCGCCGUUGCUUUCUCCCCUGUAUUCAAUCUCACGCAAACCUACUUCUUCAUCGCGGGUAUUGCCGGCAUCAGCCCCAAGAGAGCCACCACUGGAUCCGCUACCUUUGCUCGGUACGCAGUCCAGGUCGCACUGCAGUACGAAAUUGAUAUCCGAGAGCUUCCCAGCAACUUUUCCACCGGGUACAUCGCGCAAGGCACUAAAUUCCCAGGCCAGUACCCGACCAACAUCUACGGCACAGAGGUCUUUGAAGUGAACGCCGAGCUGCGCACAAUUGCUGCCAAUUUCGCGCGCCAGGCCACCCUCGUCGACUCUGCCACAGCUCAGGCCUACCGCGCCAACUUCAAGACCCCCAGUGGGAAGUACAAGGCUGCCACCUUGCCCCCUAGUGUUGUUGAAUGCGAUGUCGCGACCUCCGACGUGUACUUCAGCGGCAACAUCCUCGGCUCGGUGUUUGAAAACACCACCAAGGUGUUGACCAAUGGAACUGGCGACUACUGCUCAACCGCACAGGAGGACAACGCCACCCUUGAGGUCUUGCUCCGGUCCUCGAUGCGCAAGUUGACGGAUUUCUCCCGCAUUAUCGUGAUGCGCACUGCGUCUGACUUUGAUCGUCCCUACCCCGGUGUUUCGGCGACCUACAACCUCUUCCAGUCUUCGAAGCAGGGCGGAUUUUUACCCGCGAUUGAGAACAUCUAUGUCGCUGGUAUCAAGGUCGUCGAGGGUAUCCUGGACGGGUGGAACACCACCUUUGCUGCUGGUAUCAAGGCCAACAACUACGUCGGUGAUAUCUUCGGUUCUCUGGGCGGUGUUCCGGACUUCGGUCCUGGCCCCAAGCAGGCUAAUGUCGCCGGUGGCACUUACAGAAAGCGCAGCCUUCACAACAACUUCAAGCUUCGUGUUUAA